AUGUCGUCUCCAUCGGCCUUGCCGGAUCCUUCGCUACCGGCUCCACCCCUGGCAGAGCAAGAUGAAGGAUUCACAGCCGAGCAGCUGAUCCAGCGGCAGGCGCAGCUGGAGCGCGAGGCGAGAGAGGCGGUGCCGUUCAGCUUCACAAAGGGCGGCUGCACCUACGAAAAGGGCUACAUUCGACAGCCCGUCUACGCCUGUCGCACCUGCGGAGGUGGUGGCGUCUGUGCAGGCUGCAGCGUGGGUUGCCAUGCUGACCACGACCUCGUCGAGCUCUUUGCCAAGCGUAACUUCCGAUGUGACUGCGGUACGCUGUCGAUACAACGAGGAAGUGCGGGAGGACAGAACAAGCAAAAACCAUCGCCGUGCAACCUGAGACCCUCGCCACUGUCAUUUGCACCCGAAAACGACGACAACGUGUACACGGCCAACUUUGAGGGCAGAUUCUGCUACUGCAAGCGCGGAGAGUCAUAUAACCCAGAGACGGAGGAGGAGACGAUGUUCCAGUGCCUUGUGUGCGAGGAUUGGCUCCACGAGUCCUGCACCUCGCUGCGUCCGACACUGAGUCGUCCUGGAGACGGCAGGGAAGAUCAGGCAGCUGAUGGCCCUCUGCUCGACCACGACUCGUUUGAUCUCUUCAUUUGCGACACUUGUGUGCGCAAGCCGGAAUGCACUGUCCUGCGCGACUACAUCGGUGCUCGCGGCUGGGCAGUCUGCCUGCCGACGAACGCAAACGAGCUGCCCAAAGAGUGGGAUGGUCUUCCGGCAAGGGAUGUUGUCGCCGCUGUCGCGGGCUGGGAAAUGCCCUACCGCAUCAUGGGGCUCAACGAUGGCAAUGCGAGCGUGCCUGAUACCUCCAGCAUGGGCGAUGCCGCCGAGGGCGAGAGUGCUUCCAAGCCUGAUCGUAUGGGCGAUCAUGCCGAAGCUGCCACGGGUUCAAAGAGGCCUGCAAUCUCAGAGGAUGAAGAUCUUUUAGCAAGCAAAAGGGCCAGAUUGGGAGACUGCAUACGGCCGGAGGGACUCAAGAAUCUUCAAGGCAGGCUUGACGUCUUUCUCGAGGAGCAAUUCCGCGCAAGAAUCUGCCGAUGCUCAGAGUGUCUGCCCAAGUUUGCUGCCAUUCCAUUUGUCCUCGAGGCCGAAGACACGUACAAUCCGCCCCAGUCACAGGCCGUCUCCGAGAUUGGCGACCAUGAGAGUGAGGGAGGGGCCUCGCAGACCUCGUCGACGUACGACCUCGGCCUCGCAGCUCUGAAUCGUCUUCCACGCGAGCAGAUGAUCAACUCGCUCGAGGCUUAUAAUCAUCUCCGAGACGCCCUCUUUCAGCAUCUCCGGCCCUUUGCCGCCGAAGGCAGGGUCGUCGACGAGGAAAGUGUCCGGGACUUCUUCCGGAAGCAGAGGGAAGGCAAGUGAAGGCCGAACAUCCCUCUUUGCAGGUGUACUUCUUGUAUCAUAUUACUGUACAGUAACAUUAUUCAUUU
Molecule: messenger RNA, 1478 nt
Organism: Acaromyces ingoldii
Lineage: Eukaryota; Fungi; Basidiomycota; Exobasidiomycetes; Exobasidiales; Cryptobasidiaceae
Exons: 4
Coding region: 1-1410 (469 amino acids)
Cellular component (GO): cytoplasm
Molecular function (GO): zinc ion binding; ubiquitin protein ligase activity
Source: RefSeq, a predicted model, not a curated record